AUGGCUUCGGGGGACGAAAGUUGGAUUAAUGAUCUCAUUCAUGAUUUUGUUCAUUCAUCAAUAUGGUUAGCACCAGUUCAAACAUUUAUCGAUACACAUUGCGCUUGUUUUGAUUAUGAGGAUGAUAAUCAUCCAUCAUCAUCGUUGCUCACUGAACAAAAGAGUAUCUAUAGGCAAUACCAAAGAUUAGUCGAUUCAUUGUUAACAAGUCUUAGUGAUGAUUUUAAUCUCGAGAAGAAUGCUCUGAAAAAUAUUUAUCAAAGAAAUUCAUCCGUAGCAAUGAAUGAGUCUUAUGAACAAUUGUAUUCUGCGGAUGAUUUUGAAUUAUUUACAGAAAUGAUGAAACGGAAAAAUUUAAUUCUUCAAUUACAAGCACUGGUCAAUCUUCAGUUAGAACACGGAAUUUUAAAACCAUCGGAUGCAAACGAUGACCGAGUUUUACAAUUAGUUCUACAAGCAACUUCGGCAGCGAAUAGACCAGCAACAAAAACAACAACUGCAAGUCCAGCAUCGACUGUUUUACCAAAUUCAAAACAACGGGACAAUGUUGAAGUUCAACCCGGCGGUCGACAACGAGAAGUGCGCGAGUCUAAAAUAAUGAAGGAGCCAGAGACAAUCGAUUCUGUCCCUGAGGAUAUUCUACGUGAAAAACUACGUGAAUUAACCAUUAGUACAGCCAAUGAUGAGACAACGGCAUCUAUGGUGUCUUCACGACAAAAUUUUCUCAAACAACAACGUGACUUAAUCAUUAGUAAGCAACGGCAUGAACGUGCACGAGAAUUGGAAAAUGAAACAAUCGAUGCUCGACCUCAAUCAGCGGCGAAUGUGGCGAGAAAAGCAAUGGAAAAGGAGCAACAGAUAUCCAACGAUGAGUUAGAAAAACGAAGAGCAAUGGCUGCAAAACUUCGACGAGAGGUUGUUGAUAAACAAUAA
Adineta ricciae is the source of this 933-nucleotide messenger RNA. NCBI's taxonomy places the organism in Eukaryota, Metazoa, Rotifera, Eurotatoria, Adinetida, Adinetidae. The record is from the annotation of a GenBank genome assembly.